GAAAAAGUUGUGUUGUUUGUUGUGAAUCUCGUGUUAUUUUUAUAAAUGUAAUACUGAGUUGUUGACAAACGGGAUCAAGUAAAUCCAAAUCCAUUUUGCAUUUAGUUACCAAGGAGUUACGAACGGUUAUGCUGCAGUAAUGGCCAGUACAUUAGAUUCAGUUGAAGAUGAAUCUUUCAUCAUCUUAGGGUCUUCCCCUGGAACUAGUAUGGACGUUAAAUGCAAUGGUGCCGGUCUACCGAUAACUGAAACACCUCUAAAAGCGGCUGAUAUUGAGGAGGCCAUGAAAGAUCUGUCUCUGACCGCAAAUAUGGCUUUCAAGGCUCAUUUCAAGCUUGGUGAUUGUCCGUCCCCAGCCAGUCUGAUGGCAGCCAGCACCAUAGUAUCCGAAGACAAGACCACAGAGCAGCUGCAGAAGAGAUUCGGGGAGAUCCUGGACGAAAAUGUCAUCCUCAAAGAGACUUUAAAGCAGAACAACGAGUCUAUGAAAGAACAGUUCCUCCUCAUAGCGUCCUGUCAGGAAGACAUGCUGAAUACCCACAAGAUGCAUAGGGAGAAGUUUGAGGAGACGCGCGGAUUGGUGGAGAAGUUACGUAUAGAGAACAAAAAACUCAAGAUGGAAAUGUCGCGGCUAUCCGAUUCCGCGUCCAAUUCGCAGCCCAACAGUGUCAACGCAGUGGAUAAUCUGACCAAAUCCCAGCAGUUGCCGGAUCAGUCGGGUGAUAAAUCCGGCGAGCAGUCUGCUCCGCUGUCGACUAUCGAGUUUGUGACGUCGCCUGACGAUGACGUCAUCAACAAGUUGACGGCUCAACUUGAGCUGGUUGAGAAGCAACGGAGACAGGUGAUAGUGGACAACGAGAAGCUGUCGUGGCAGAAGGAGUCCCUGGAGAGCAUCGUGGACGCCACCAGCAAGGAGAGAGAUGCACUCAAGGAGAAACUUAGGAACGCAGAGUUGGAGUCAUCACGACGCGAGGAGGCGCUGGUAGAUGAGAUGAGGGUGCUGAAGUUCCACUUCGAACAGCUGCACAAGAAGCACGAGCAAUGCAGUAGCAGUGUGCAAGAAACAUCAACAGAAGAGUUGAACCGUCGCGACGCCACAAUACAGCAGCUGGAGCGCAAAGUUACCGCGCUGUCGGGCGAGCUGCAGGCCGCUCAGAUGAAGAUAUUCGAGCACGAGAGCGUUAAGAUGGAGUUGGCGCGACAGAAGGCAGGCAACGCGGACAUCGUGAAGAUGUACCGGGAGCAGCUGCAGGACCUGCACAACCGACUCAAGGAGGCGCAGACCACGGUGUUCCAGCCGAUCCGCUUCUCAAUGAGCACGGACUGCGACGAGUCUAGCUCAGAGUUCGCGAGCUUUGUGUCCAACGUGAAGCUGUACGAUAGGACCCUCAAACACCUGGCCGACCUGCUCAAUGCCAUCACGCAUGGCACAUCAGACAGCCUAGUGGAGUCUCUGGGUCUAGUCCAAAGCCUGCAGGGGUUGAAGCUGGACCGGGGCAGUGCGGACGAGGCCCGUGCCAGUGUGGGAGAACUCAAGACUAUGUUGGAGAGACAACAUAGCGCCGCACUGAACCAUAUUGCUCAAAUAAGAAGUACCUUGGGGAUAUUUGAAGGAAUAUUCCAAGACUACAAGGAAAUACUUAAGAAGGGUCUCACUAAACCGGAGAAGCCCCCUCAAAGCUCCAACGUAGAAGCGCUAACCUCCGCCCUCCUCGCUCGCGGCACGGAGAUCGAGGAACUGAAGCUGGAGCUACAGGGUGCUCGCGCGCAGCUGCUGGCCAGCGUGUCGCUGACGCAGGACGAGGCCGCGCUACUGCAGGCACAGCUCGAUGUCUACAAGAGUGACUUCGAGGCGGAGCGCGCGUCCCGUGAAAAGAUGGCGAGCCAGAAGGAGGAACUCGCGACCGCGCUCCGAGCGGAGCAGAAGAAGACCAAGGAACUGACUGAACAGUUGGACGAGGUGCGCAAGUUGAACCCCGUGGUACACAAGUCUGCUGUGACCAAGAAGAAGGCAGCCGUCGCCGCCACCGCCGCUGCAGCCGCCGCCAGUGGCGCCGCUAGUGGCGCCGCCACCGGGAAUAUGGUGUACAAGUGCCCCAAAUGCAUGCGUUUCUCCAGUGACCAGUACCAUGUUAUGGAAGAUCACUUCGACCUCUGUCUCGACGCAGACUAUAUGUAAAGUAUGUUGGCCUCUUUCUUUCGUAUUUGUUUUUAAAUGUGAUAGACAAGGACGGAUAGCGAACUGUUGCCUAAGAGAAUGGAGUUUUAUAGUAUUUUUUUAUGGUUUGCGACGGAAGGAAGGAGUGAAUGGAUUUACUUGUUAAUUUUUCCAUUAAUUAUGUCCGUCAAAAUUGAUUUAUAAUAUCAAAACCUGUAGUGACUGAUCAAAAUUUGUACGUUGGUCUUUCACGUCACUGCUAGACAUCGGCAUAUGUGCUUAAAGUAUAGUAAAUUACUUCAUUGCAGUGAACUACUGGAAAUCUAACGCUCCGUUCUUUAAAUUUGAUUGUGAUAAAAAAGUGAAUAUAAUUGUUAGAGUAAUAGAAAUUAUAUUUUGAUAGUUACUUUAUAGGUACUUAGAACAUUAUUUCGUAUAUGCCAAAUUAUUUCUAAAAUGUUUAUUAAGACACUUGUGUAGAUAACCUUAGCCUUGAUAAGUUGAAUGUAAAAUGUUCUCAAAAGGCUGUAAGGCACCCUAAAAAAAACGUUAUGAUCUGAUAUUUUAUUAAAAACACCUUACAUUUUAAACAGUAUAAACUAAACAUGUAUUUUUUUUGGAUUAAAAGAAUAUUGGUAACGAUUCCUAAAAGACAGUCGUAGCGUGGGACGCCCUCAAGCUCGCUAGACCGACCACCUUUUCCAGUCCCGUGGGUCGAAGCUACAGUUACAGUAUUACUUCUAAAAGUUUGUUUAUGGGGUUUUUCUUUGACAAGUGAAAAUAAAUUAAGUCACUAGUGCCAUUAAUUAGUAUAGGAUAGUUAUGUGUAGGUAAACAUAAAAUAGAAUUAUAUUCCAAAAAUAUUGUAUUUUUACUACAACUCUGAAAAAAAAUCAUGAUAAAUGUAUACUUACCUAACUCUUCAUAAUUCGUAAUUUUCAUUUUUAAAUUAAUUGACAUUUAUAAACAUAAGUAUUUUUUUCUAAACAUUAUGACAUAUUUUUUUUCCUAGUUUAGUUUUUAUUAUCUCUCUCUGUAUAAUCAUUAAUUGUUAAAUGGUCCUUAAUGAGAUUUUAGUGAAAAAGAACUAAGUAAUUACAUAUGUUUGUUAUUCACGUGUUCAUCAAAAAAAUAUUUGUUACCAUCAUGCCAUUAAAUAGACUUAUAGACAAAUGUUUCACUAUAAUUAUGAUUGUUUAAAAUAAAGUUAUAUUUUCGUAA
Molecule: messenger RNA, 3379 nt
Organism: Plutella xylostella (diamondback moth)
Lineage: Eukaryota; Metazoa; Arthropoda; Insecta; Lepidoptera; Plutellidae
Source: RefSeq, a predicted model, not a curated record